This is a messenger RNA of Doryrhamphus excisus (bluestripe pipefish), 1239 nucleotides long. It is a transcript of the gene cabp2b, whose product is annotated as calcium binding protein 2b. Gene Ontology annotation, molecular function: calcium ion binding; calcium channel regulator activity. The record is from RefSeq and is a predicted model, not a curated record. Gene Ontology annotation, cellular component: cytoplasm. Lineage: Eukaryota; Metazoa; Chordata; Actinopteri; Syngnathiformes; Syngnathidae.
GGGGGAGGGCGAGCGAGAGAGAGAGUGUGCGCCUGUGUCACAUCGAGAUGUUCAUGAUCAUUCGAGAGUCGACGGCGGCGGGAGGCGGUGCUACUGCCAUGAGCGUGCCACAGGAGAGGACCGCCAAACAGGUACAGGCCGCCAUCAAGAAGAAGGUGGAGAAGCGCAGAAAGCGCACCAACGAGCAGGGGGGAGACAUCAUCCAGGUGUCGACGCCGCAGCCCGGCCGUACUCAAAGAGGCGUCCACGUCCCGACGACGCCCUCGGAGGACGGCCCCACGCUGGAGGACAGGCUGGAGGAGCUGAUGGAGGCACCACAGAGAAGAGACAAGGUCAGGGAGGAGGCGGGGAGAGAGGAGGAGGAGGCGCCGGUCGACCUGCUGCCCAUCGUGGACUCUGUGUUUGGACAGGACAGAGAGCUGAGACCAGAAGAGAUGGACGAGCUCCGUGAGGCCUUUUUGGAGUUUGAUAAGAACAAAGAUGGCUACAUCAGCCACAAAGACCUGGGAGAGUGCAUGCGGACCAUGGGGUACAUGCCCACGGAGAUGGAGCUCAUCGAGCUCAGUCAGCAGAUCUGUGGGGGCAAAGUGGACUUUGAAGACUUUGUGGAGCUGAUGGGGCCCAAAAUGCUUGCAGAGACCGCAGACAUGAUUGGAGUCAAAGAACUGAGAGAUGCAUUCAAAGAGUUUGACUCCAAUGGCGACGGACAGAUCAGUUUAACGGAGCUCCGCGAGGCCAUGAAGAAGCUGAUGGGGGAACAAGUGACCAACAGAGAGAUUAACGAGAUACUCAGGGACGUCGACCUGAACGGAGACGGUUUGGUGGACUUUGAAGAGUUUGUGCGAAUGAUGUCGCGCUGAUGUGCACCAUGUGGAAGAUAACGGGAUAACGUUGGAAUACAUUACUCUUUCUUUCUUUGUUUGCAGCUCCAGAGUUAUAUUUUUACAGAAAAUAUUCCAAAAUAGAAUAAAAAGUGACUUGUGCAUAUACUGUAUGGGCUAAAGUGUUGGUGCUUUUCUCCAGCAUGGCUCAAAUUAAAGUCCAUAAAAGCAUGCUCGGAUGAGUUUGGUGUGGAAGAACCCCAUCAAGCACUGUUUGGGGUCCAACAUCAGUGACCUCUGACAUCACAAAUGCAUUUUUGUCACUAUUUCCACAGCCAGUGGAACACCCUACAGCUUGUUUGUUGGAGUGUACAUUUGUGUGGAAAACUGGAAAAAAAAAUAACUUUUAGUAAUAAAA